AUGGACACGACCGUCACGGCCAUCCAUCCUCCCCACGUCGCCCUCGACCCGACAGGCCCAGCCAUGGCCACAUGGCAGACGGUUCUCUGGCAGACAGCCGUCAUCCUCUGGGCUGUCUGCGCCUUUCCCCUGAAAAUCGUCUGGUCGCUCCUCUCCAAGGUCACUGCCGUCGCCCUGUUCCUGCUGUCGCCAGUCACCCUCGUCUUCUCCUACGCCUGGUCGUGGGUUGGCUGCGGCGCUCUCGUUGGUCUCGUCGCCGGUCUCUUCAUGGUCCUGGCCUCCGGCGUCAUCACGUCGGCCCUCGGCAUGCGGGACGACACGCGCGCACGCAGGUCAGACUACUAUGACGAGCUCGUGCGGCCCGUCACGCCGGCCAAGACCGAGUACUCGUCCUCGGGCGAGACGGACUGGCAUCUCCUCGAGGAAUUGCCCCCCAAGCGAAGGAGACGCACGGCCGGCUUGGUCGCCCAGACGAUUCACGAGGAAGAAAGCAACGAUUCAGAUUUGUGA
Verticillium alfalfae VaMs.102 is the source of this 510-nucleotide messenger RNA. RefSeq lists its product with no specific name. The coding region runs from base 1 to 510 and encodes 169 amino acids. The record is from RefSeq and is a predicted model, not a curated record. NCBI's taxonomy places the organism in Eukaryota, Fungi, Ascomycota, Sordariomycetes, Glomerellales, Plectosphaerellaceae. The transcript has 2 exons.